Drosophila ficusphila is the source of this 900-nucleotide messenger RNA. Its product is annotated as probable G-protein coupled receptor Mth-like 6. Gene Ontology annotation, molecular function: G protein-coupled receptor activity. The coding region runs from base 1 to 900 and encodes 299 amino acids. The transcript has 4 exons. The record is from RefSeq and is a predicted model, not a curated record. NCBI's taxonomy places the organism in Eukaryota, Metazoa, Arthropoda, Insecta, Diptera, Drosophilidae.
AUGCAGCUGAAGUUUAUUGUUAUUGUUCCAGUUUUUUUAAUUUUGCAACAAGCAGAGGCUGUUAUUCCAAAUUGCAACUAUUAUGAUACUGUUGACAUAUCCCACAUUCAAAUUCAAAAUGGUUCCUAUCCGUACAAUGAUGAAUUUAUUCCCGCUAGCCUAACUGGAGAAUAUGACUUCAAGGAGCUGUCUGACGGAUCCACAAAACCGGUAAAGAAACAUCUUAGAGGUUGUGCUUGCAAGGUGAUGUACUGCCUCAGGUUUUGCUGUUCCCGGAAGAAUAUUUUACCCAACGGCAACUGCGGCGAUGGCUUGAAGGAAGAUCUCUCGCGAUUAACUCCAUAUCUCAAUAUGACCGUCGAGGACGGAUCGACUGAGCCAAUGAACCUGGCCAUCGACCUGGUCAUUCAAAGGGAUCAGUUUGAGAUUUGCGACGUGGUAGACAAACUCAGUGAAAAUGAGUACACAUUCUACGAGGACGGUAGCUUGCAUUUCCGCAACUCAUAUAACAAACGCUUAAAUAAACGCUAUUACUGCAUCUAUCCAAAGUUUUCCUCAGACUUUCCCAAGUCCAUUUGGGUCGUACGACAUAAAUGCGUUCCAAAAACGACACCCGUGUUUAAAGAAGGCUACAGUGGUUACUUCUUCAAGAUAUCAUUUCACAUUUGGCUAUGUGUCAUUAGUUUUCAUAUGUGGAAGGGCUUGCGAUCGGUGAAUAAGAUCAAAACUAAAAGCCGACAUCGAUUUUUGGUGUAUUGCUCCUUUUCGUGGGGAAUGGCUGCAAUUAUGACCGCAAUCAUCAUUAUUAUAGAUACUAUUUGGGAGGACGAUCCUGACAAACUAAUGUGGAGACCCGGGGUUGGCAUGUUUGAGUGCUGGCUGUCGGCUGGUCUGGAAUAA